Annulohypoxylon truncatum is the source of this 2470-nucleotide messenger RNA. RefSeq lists its product as uncharacterized. The record is from RefSeq and is a predicted model, not a curated record. NCBI's taxonomy places the organism in Eukaryota, Fungi, Ascomycota, Sordariomycetes, Xylariales, Hypoxylaceae. The coding region runs from base 728 to 2203 and encodes 491 amino acids. The transcript is spliced from 3 exons.
GUUUUAUAAUCUGAGAGGCGUGUGGCAUGACCAGAGAUUCCUUACUUUCUUGAACAACUAGACCUGCCAGUCUUGUUUCUUCGGGCACCAUCGAUUCAUACCUCGGCUGAAUCGCCGAAGGCGACUAGUAACCCAAAUCCUCCUUGGCGUACAUACGGCAAGGGGCGGUACUGUCAGGUAUUGUUUUAUUCUUUUCUCUAUACACCGGUUCAAACACCGUGACUCCAUCACCCGGCUUUUGAACUUCACCAUGUUUAUAUCUCGGCACGUAUAGCGUCCGAUUGCAACCUUCUGCCGGAUUUCUUUAUCAUAACCCGGCUCGCCGGCACUUCCCGUGGCGCCAAUGAACCCCAAUUACGCCAAUUAAGAUGCUAUUGUCUUGACAAGGCGUUUCCGCCGAAGCCACGCAGAUCUAAAACAGCACGGACGCUCCAGGGGCGCCGCAUCUCAGAUCCAUCGUAAUACAUACCCGGUCUUUCAGCCCCUUUCCAUCAUAUUUGUAGCAAAACAAGUCAACCUCUUGAUUCGAAUUACUCUUCGGACUCCGCGGCGCACCGUCAACUCGACAUUCUGAAGAUAUACUAUAGUACAGUAAACCUUCAUCGCAGCCAAUUAUCCCUUUGAUGGAUCGUCGAUAAGUAUACUAUUGUUAAACACCGAAGUCUCGUUACCAAGGCCGCGGUGUGUCGCGUAGUGGACGCGAUACCCGUACCGGGGCGCUGUAACGAUGACAUCUUCCUUACUUCCACCAAGCACCCGGCGGAAACUGGAUGAGUCUAUACCACCCCUACUCAGACCUCUCAUUCGGGCCUAUGUCCUAGGCUACGCUUCUGCUGUCGCACCAAGGCUCCUCACGUUGGUUCUACAAUAUGUAACUAGAAGGAGGAAAAGCAAGGGUGUUGCGAGUGCCAUUCGGCCCCACGACUCCUUCAUCGCAUCCCUGCAACGUAUCUUGCGUGGGGGACUAGAACUUCAAAGAUUCCCAACCUUCUGUGCUGCCCUCGUAGGCGGAACUACGUUACUAGAGGUUUUGCUUGGUACGGCUUUUAACCGUCUUCUAUCAAGAAGCCAACUUACAGAGUUGACCCGAAAAAGACUUUUAACCUGGUUAUCUUCUUUCAUAUCAGCUUGGCUAAGUCUCCGACUACUACAGUCGAAGGAGAGUGAUAGCUUCGCGGAGACUAUCGGUAUCAGCCAAGACUCGUUGGAAAACGCUAAGCAAGAGACGAUCCGGUAUGCUGGACGAACUUUGGAUCUGACGCUAUUCGCCUCGACUAGGGCUCUUGAUGUGAUAAUUGGGGAAAUAUGGUCGCGGAAGAGAUCUCGCAGAGUGGCGGCCGAGAAAUGGACACGGGGUGAAUCGCUAAUAUCUAAGUUGACCGACCCCACGAUAUUCGCAGCUUCGUCCGCAUUAAUCAUGUGGGCGUGGUUUUAUUGCCCGUCGAAGCUACCUAAGUCCUACACGAAAUGGAUUAACUCGGCCGCAUCCGUGGACUCACGGCUCAUCGAAGCGCUCCGGCGCUGCCGUAGCGGCGAACUCAUCUACGGUAAAGAGACCGGACAAGCAGGGCUGCUCCAAUCCAUGUGCGCGGACUUCAAGUGGCCGCUCGACUGGGGCGAUCCGGUCAAGGCCAUUCCAUUUCCCUGCGAGAUCGUACACAUGGGAUGUGGACCGAAUUGCGAGCACCAUGCCUUAUCCCGGUUCUAUCGAUCUUUCCAGUGGGCCAUGGCGACAUACCUGCCCGUCAACCUAUUCACCCAGAAGAGGGACGUGAAGGGUAUUAAGGCUGCCGUUAUAUCCGCGGCGCGCUCCUCGUCGUUCUUAGCCGCGUUCAUCGCGCUCUUCUACUACGGCGUGUGCUUAGCGCGGACGAGGAUCGGCCCGCACGUCAUCGGCAAAGACGCGCAGGCGAGGCAGAAGAUCGACUCGGGCGUGUGUGUCGGGUCCGGCUGCUUCCUAUGCGGAUGGAGUGUUCUAAUCGAGAAGGCCGCUCGGAGGAAGGAGUUGGCGCUAUUCGUUGCUCCGAGGGCCAUGGCUACGCUUUUGCCUAGGAAAUACUCUAUGGAUAAGCAGUGGCGGGAGACUUUUGUCUUUGCGUUCAGUACGGCGGUCGUGUUCACGUGCGUACGCGAGAAUCCGCAGCGGCUGCGCGGCGUUCUGGGGAAGGUGUUGGGGUUCGUUAUGGAAGCGCAGCCACGAUGAUUUAUUUUCUCGAGUAUCCGGGUUUUAGCCCGGGUGUGCUUUUUCUUCGACAUGUUCAUUGUAAUCUGUUGAUCUGUUCUGGAGCGUUUUGGCUUGUUUAACAGGAAAGGGAAUUUGCAUUGGGUUGGACAGGAGCAUCAACCGGAAUACACGUGGACUUAGGAAAGGGGCAACCUGGCUCUCUAGUCUGGAAGACAAGACAAUGGGGACAGACUUGUGGCAUUUAACAACUUCAUAUGCUAGUAAUGUAAUGUCUUUUGAAAUCCA